Hermetia illucens (black soldier fly) is the source of this 2966-nucleotide messenger RNA. RefSeq names its product zinc finger protein 26. Gene Ontology annotation, cellular component: nucleus. Gene Ontology annotation, molecular function: DNA-binding transcription factor activity, RNA polymerase II-specific; RNA polymerase II transcription regulatory region sequence-specific DNA binding; zinc ion binding. The coding region runs from base 1 to 2949 and encodes 982 amino acids. Lineage: Eukaryota; Metazoa; Arthropoda; Insecta; Diptera; Stratiomyidae. Gene Ontology annotation, biological process: regulation of transcription by RNA polymerase II. The record is from RefSeq and is a predicted model, not a curated record. The transcript has 5 exons.
AUGCUUGGCGAUGACAUGGAUGACACUCACCUUUGCAUCAAAUGCAGUAGAUCAAUUGUUGGACUGGAGAACUACAUUCAACAUCGUAAGACCAAUUGUUCGAGCAAAGCUUCUGAACCAAUUCCACGUGAGCCAGAACCGAGUGAACAUCAUCAGUACAGGAACUUUGGUUUCACCGAAACUCCAAAUUAUCACAAGCCAGAAGAAGUGGUGAAGACAAACAAAUCGCUGACAGAUUCUUACGAUAUACCUUACGACCUUGGGGCCGAUGUUUUCUUUUCAUCGUUGGAGCUGCAGAGUAGCUCACGCAAGCCAAUACCCAAUCCAACUCCUGUUUCAACUAGUGGAAAACAUAGCUCAAGUACUAAAAUCCUGACAAGAAAAGCUACUGCUGCAUUAUUGUCGCAUAAUGAAACUAAUGACGAUUGGAUUAGUCCUUCCAAUAAUACAGACAGUCUUAUGAAAGCAGUCCGAGAUAUAAGUGGAACGAAAAAGUGUGAUAAUGUCUUCAUUGUACCAUUUCAACAUGACUCGCCAGAGCCUAGUGAAGAAGAAGACGAUGAUGAUGAGGACUAUGAAGGUCCCCCUUCCACUCAUACCGGUGGAAAGUGGAAGCCAGGAAAUACACUUUCACCAACUAUUCUGCGGAAUUCUCCAGCAUGGGAUGAUCGUUCGCAAUGGGAGCCAUCUGAACAUGAUGACGAAAAGGUUGUAAAAACCCACGACAAUGAUGAUUUUGAUCAUGACUUGAUUCCUCCACCUGGACAUACCAAAGGGAAAUGGGUGCCUGGGACAAAGAUUGUCAAAUUGGACUAUAAAGAAGAAGUAGAAGUAGAGAAGAUAUUUUCUGAUCAGUAUUGGUGUAACACAUGUAAUAGGAAGCUAGCAACAAAACUGUUGUAUGAACGCCACAUAAAAUCUAGCCUCCAUUUAAAGAGAUCAGAGCCUGAACAGGAGUUGGAGCAGGCAAUUCCAACACUCCCUAAAAUUUCCGAACGAGUAAAGAAACGAUCAGUAUAUCUGAAUGCCGAUCUAUAUCUCACAGAAAAUCCAGCUGUUCCAGAAGAUACUAAAUCUGCCACCACUGAGAAGCAAAUAAGGAAGCGCAGAAAAUAUUUCAUGAGAUGCGAGACUUGUAAGAUGCGUCUUCGUAAGGACAUCCUUGGUAAACAUUUGAUAUCUCAUUAUCACUAUCGGCGCAUGUCACGAAACCCUGGAAAAUCCUUCGAUCUUGUAUUGAAAAAUAUCGACAAGAUUGUCCAUCAAGCGCCAUAUCAAUGCCAGCCUUGUAGGUUUUACACCAACACUCAAGAGGAUUUCAUGAAUCAUUGGAACUGCAACGAUCACGCUGAUGUUGUUGAGGGUCCUGGAAGAUUCUGUUGCAACUUCUGCAAGUUCGAAUGCGAAGACAAUAACCAAAUGCGUCGUCACCUUUUGGGGCAAGAACACCGGGAGGUAAUAUUAGCAGUGAACAGAUCCUUUCCCAUCGUUAUUGGAAAACGAAUUUCGAUAGAAUGCCCUAAGUGCAAGCAAGGAUUUCGAUAUAAUAUUGAACUCAGAAAACAUGCCGGCCAAUGCACUCGCGAGCCAGCGGGUACAGCGUCAAACGAUUACCAAUCUAAAUUCAUUUGUCCGAUUUGUAAGGUAUCUUGCAAAUCGCAACUUGCACUGCAAAAACAUCGACUCCGGCAACAUAAGAAUCGUAGCUUUUUCUGCUCGAUUUGUAAGAUUGAAUUCAAUGAAGCCUUGGAAGCGAAAAAACAUCGAUCAUCGUCUUUACAUCGUGUUACAGCAGCUACUUUGAAAAACACUAAAUGUUUGAGUAAGAAGUGUCAAACAUGUAGUGAAGUGCUAAAAAAUCUUCUGGAACUUAAAAAGCAUCUGGAAGAUAAACAUCCUGAUGCGAAACAUGCUUGUCCUCACUGUGGUGACAAAUUUCUUUUGCCUCAGGAAAUAAGCCGGCAUAUACGGGAUAAAAUCUGUCAACCCUCGACGUCACAGGAUCCUCUGAAGCAGGAAGUUUUCCAAGCUAGAGAUGAAGUCAAUCCAGGAUCAACUGCUUGUACCUCAAAAGCUGAACUUUGUCCUACUGGAACCUCAAAGGAGUGGAAUUGUUCCGAAUGCAGUUACAGAUCUCCCCUCAAAGCAGAACUCCUUUAUCAUCAAGUUCUCCAUAAUUAUCCAAGAGCGGAUAUUAACACUCAGCUCCCGUGUUCGAUAUGCGAGAAAACCUUUCGAAAAUAUUCCCUGCGGUACCACUUGCGGCAGCAUACUAACGAGCGUGUGUUCGAGUGUGAUCAGUGUCAGAUGAAAUUUUCCAGAAAAUACAAUCUGAAAACCCACGUAGAUAAUAUUCAUUGCAAAAAACAGAAAGAAGAGGUGACCAGUGAAAAACCAGCAUCCUUCCAAUGCGACGUUUGUGGGAAGUGCUUCAAUAACAAGCAUUGUUUAACACAACAUGGGACAGUACAUAAGGAACGCGAUCAAAAGUUUAAAUGUCCAGUGGAAGGAUGCAUCUACAUUGCAAGAAGUUCAGGCGAAUUGAAAGUACAUUGGAGCGCUCAUACUACGGAGAAGAUAUUUCCAUGUAGUGUAUCUGAUUGCAAUUACAAGGGAAAGACGUUAGUGUUGUUGAAAAGACAUAUGAAGAUUCAUAAACCUGUAGACAAAACUUUCGAUUGCCCUCAUUGCGACUUUAAAGCCAAAAUACCAGGACAUCUGAAGCGACACAUUCGGAUUCAUACAGGGGAGAAACCAUAUAAAUGUCCAUAUUGCACUUUCCAGUGUAAUACUUCCGAGAAUUUAAGGAAACAUGUCCUUACGACGUCAAUACACACUGGUCGAAGUCUCUACGAGUGCCAGUACUGCGGACCAACCGACUUUUUCAAGACGAAUUUUCAAAAGGAGUACCGAACCCAUUUAGUAGUGGUUCAUCAUGUGAAAAGUUAAUUAGUUUAUAAGGAGAU